This is a messenger RNA of Polypterus senegalus (gray bichir), 523 nucleotides long. RefSeq names its product dynein light chain 4, axonemal-like. The coding region runs from base 3 to 305 and encodes 100 amino acids. The record is from RefSeq and is a predicted model, not a curated record. The transcript has a single exon. Lineage: Eukaryota; Metazoa; Chordata; Cladistia; Polypteriformes; Polypteridae. Gene Ontology annotation, biological process: microtubule-based process. Gene Ontology annotation, cellular component: dynein complex. Gene Ontology annotation, molecular function: dynein light intermediate chain binding; dynein intermediate chain binding.
GUAUGGAAAAGAAGGAUGAAGCCGAUUACAAAAGAGCACACAGCUUCGCUCUUGUCCGGGGUUCAGACAUGCCAGAUGAAAUGCGAGCAGAAACCAUUGAAAUGUGUGUCACUGCCCUGGAAAAAUUUGCCUCAGACAAUGAAAAAGCAGCCAAGAUGAUUAAGGAGACGAUGGACAAGACAUUUGGCUCCUUGUGGAAUGUUGUUAUUGGGGAGAGCUUUGGGUUGGACAUCACCCAUGACGUCAAGGGACUGUUGUACUUUUACUUCUGCACUGUGGCCAUCUGCAUAUGGAAGUGCUCCUAGGUCUGAGAAAUGGCCUCCUGAAGGGAUACGUGAUGAACCAACAACCUUAAUUUGACCAUAGCCUUCUCCAUAAAAGCCAGUUUUGAAUUUAUUCUGUAACUGUAAAGUGCAUUACAUGAAUGUAUUUAAUGUUUGUGUAGUGACUGUGAUGUGGUUGUAGAGCCUUUGGAUAACGUGACGUUAUGGAUAAGUUUAACCAAUAGAAAAUGAAAAUAUAA